This is a messenger RNA of Tuber aestivum (summer truffle), 2044 nucleotides long. The record is from the annotation of a GenBank genome assembly. Lineage: Eukaryota; Fungi; Ascomycota; Pezizomycetes; Pezizales; Tuberaceae.
CUUGAUUCCCGUGUUCAUUUUUUGGGUCCACAAAAAUAUUUAUAAAUAUUCGCUAUUUUUUAUUUUUAUUUUUGUUCCUAUUUCUUUUUUUAAUCAUCUGCCGUGAAUUUGUUGCCAUGAGAUUAAGAUGUGAAACCUAUGAGCUGUGCCAGCAUACAGCUGAAAACUUGGUUGAAUAUCCAUGAGGAUUCGGAAGUCCUUCAAGACACUCACGUUGGAGCACGGGUGAAGAAAAAAAAUUCCACCCCACCAAGCCCCACCUUCCUAUCCGGGCUAAGCCUCUCAGGCAAAAAUCUCAGAGCCGCAGCAACCAUUGUCGGGAUUGCUUCCACCUCUAACCUCCCAGCAAUAGCUCCAGCCUCCAACCUCCAAACAACCCAUCCCAUCUCAAAAUGGCCCCCCUAGCCGCCGCGGCAAAAACAGAACUGACCUCCAUCAAACCCGAAGAACCCGACACCGACUCGGAACCCGAUGACCCAACCCAGCACACCUUCACACUAACCCCAGACUUCCUGUCAACAAUCCACCCGACUCACUCCUCCCUGAAAAACUCCCUCCGUACACAAACCCGCAGCCUAAGAAAUCGCCUUGCAUCAAUCACCGCCGACUCACAAUUCGUCCUCAGCGUCGCGGCCGCAUACACCCUCCCGCUCAUGCCCAACGCCCGGGCGGGUGACUGGUACGUCCCUCCAGAGCACAGAGGCAGUAAUACGAGUGCGUAUUUCAAGAGCACGGAUGGACACCCGGGGCAAUGGGGAUUCAGUCUACGGAGGCUGAACCUGCAUGUUUUGGAGUGUGUGGGGAGACGCGGUGGUGUUGUCCUUGUGGACUCGACGAGACGGGGAAAGAGGUUCCCCGAUGCAUUGAGUAGGACGGUGCCGCUUUGGAUCGCGGUGGUGAACUGGUGUCUGUUUGGCCAGGAGUUUGGGGAACUGUAUGUUUCUGAAAAGAUGGUUUCGGGGAGUGAGAGGGCACAGAUUGAGAGCUUGGUGCCGGGGUUUGUGGAGAGAUUUUUGGUAGAAUUCUAAUCUAAAUAUGACAGAUGGUCAGGCUAACAUUUUGUGGAGCAAUAGGCAUUAGGGGUAGAUUUGUCAUCAUACACACAAACUAUCACGAAACCCCUCCGCCCGGUGUGGGUAUCUCCAGAGUCUAUACUCCCCAUAUCGCCUUCCAAACCCGAAGAGUUUACUCCUGUCAUCCUCUUAACCGCAUCGAAAACGACGCUCGGGGAGGGUAUGGAAGGAGAGUACAUCCAGGGCGCCGGAGACGACCACGAGGGGUGGGCUACUGUACUUGCCUCCCCCCCCCCCCCCCCCACCAUCCCUAGGACAGCCGCUAAUAGCAAUCAGGAAUCAGGCCUAACACCAACUCUGUUCUGGCGCCAUCACACAAAAAUAAUGUCCACACCAGAAAAAGACCUUCCUGAAGUAAUCAAGAAUCUCUCACCCCCACCAUCGAAUAGCACACUGGACGGUUCACAAAUCACCAGAAUCGGCCAGACAAACAUAUCCAUCGCCCCAACAUCUGCUAUACCAACCCUCCCUUUAGCACCUGCUUUUGACCACAUAAUCUGCACAUCUCCCACUCCCCUCCCCCCCGCGAAGGGCACCUCGCCCAUACCAUCUCACCACCCCAUACCAAAUACCCCCCCUGGCGCAAAGCUCCUGAGAAAAUUGCUACCGGAGAUUACUUCCUCCAUCACUAGCCCCGCAGGGAACAUACUCGUCACUUGUGAUAGCGGGGAGCACGUAGCGGCUUGCGUUGCGCUGGCGCUGUUGUGUAUGUAUUAUGACGAUGAUGGGAAGUUUGGGAAGGAUAACGGCGUGGUCGAUAAGACGUAUAUCCGGAGGAGGCUGGCUUGGAUUACCACGGCUAGGGAGGGGGUUAAUCCCGCCAGGACGUUUCUGAAUGGCGUUAAUGCCUUUUUGAUGGGCAGGGGGCGAUAGAUGUUAAGCACGAUAAUGAUGCAUGAUUCGGUGUACAGCAAAGGAUAGAUGAGGCCAGGGUUAGGGUUUAUAGAUAUAUAUAUAUAUGGGAGUGGCUC